UGCCGUCGCACGUCGAUGACAAUAUACCAAACACGUUGGGGCAAGACUGUGGAAUGUUGCACAAUCGGUUAGUGUACCGCCGUGACGCGGGGUCCCGAACCGUGAGUUUAUAGAAGGAAGCGCUGAGACAUCAGAGAGAAGGAUCGCUUGUGUGCCAGCUGAUCAGAAGUGAAGAUGGCUGAGGGAAAACUAGGUGCCAACAUUGGGGGCAACAUUGGCGCGGGAGCUGGCAUCCUGGCCAAACGCUUUCAGAAAUCAAUGAAUCGAGCACAAGAGAAGGUCCUGCAGAAGCUGGGGAAAACCAUGGAGACAAAAGAUGAGCAGUUUGAGGAGUGCUCUGCCAACUUGAACAAACAGCAGGCAGAUGGCAUCAGACUCUAUAAGGAUGUUAAAUCUUACUACAAUGCUGUUAAAGUGAUGCAUGAAUCAUCCAAACGCCUGUCCCAGACUCUUAAAGAUAUCUAUGAACCAGACUGGCAUGGUGUAGAAGACUUGACUGUUAUAAUGGAGAGUGAGGAUCUCCUGUGGAAUGACUAUGAGGAAAAGCUGAGCGAUCAAGUUGUUCGAACAAUGGAGAAUUAUACCGGACAGUUCCAAGAUGUCAAAGAAAGAGUGGCAAAACGAGGAAGGAAGAUGGUUGACUACGAUUCGGCUCGACAUCAUCUGGAGGCACUGCAGAACUCCAAGAAGAGAGAUGAGGCCAAAAUAUCAAAGGCUGAGGAGGAGUUCAAUAAAGCACAGGAGGUAUUUGAAGACAUUAACAAGGAGUUGAGAGAGGAGCUGCCUGUUCUUUAUCAAAGCCGUAUAAGCUGCUAUGUCACCAUGUUCCAGAACAUCUCAAACCUACGUGAUGUCUUCUACAAGGAAAUGAGUAUGUUGAAUCAUAACAUUUAUAAUAUGAUGAAGAAGCUUGAAGAUCAGCACUCCACCACACCCUUCAUCGUCAAAGGCCUUAACAGUUCAAAGUCAAAGAAGAGAAAGUCCGUUAUGAUCUCUGCCCCCAUCCCCUGUAACACCGCCUUCCCUCCUGAUCAUCCGGCCACGAGCAAGCUCAGCAUGCCCAACACCCUCAAGCACACGGACACGCGCUCAGACACUCCCUCAAAGAGCACAGGAAGCACAGCAUCUGAAAUAUCAGACUCUGAGUCCAACUCUUUUGACAGUGAACCCAACACACCCAAGCGGCAGUCUUUGUGUUCUGAGGGUGAAGGGGUUCGGUCUGAAAACGCAUCAGAAACUACCAAUGAUGAGUCUGUGCAAGCAAACGGCCAGGAACAUCAAGAUUCAGUGUCAGCUGCUGAGCUUAGAGAAGAGGAGGAAACUAAAUCAGCAGCCGCAUCAGAAGAAACCCAUCAUGCAUCUACAGAUGGAGACAAUGAGUCCUUAUCAGAUGCCCAAGACAAAACUGCACCAGUCCCAACUCCUCGAAGAUCCAGCACCUCCACGAAAGAUGAAGGAGAGACUGAUCAAUGUGCAUCAGGAUGCAGCGACGAUGUGAAAGUCCAAAAGAUAGAUUAUGAAAAUCCUCCUGGCUUCCUCUAUAAGGCUGUUGCUCUGCAGGAUCAGGACUCAGAUGAAGGUGUGCUUCUACUGUUUGAAAAGGGAGAUGUGAUCCUUACAUAUGUCGAUGAAGAAGAAGAAAAGCCGGAGGGCACUGUAUGGGGCGUGAGAGAGCAGGACUGGAUCCAGUACAAGGAUCUAACACUUCUCUCAGGCAUUGUCGAGGAGUCCUUGAUCCAGCGCAUCACCUCUGAUUAAGACAUGUCAUGAAGUGGGGGACGCAGGAUGGCAUGUGAACCAGAGGUCCCUUAAGUGCCUAUUUGAGGCUCGCAUGACUGGAUGUUGUAAUAUGAACUCUGUCUGCCCUUUCCUCUAGCCAUGAAAGACACUGACUUUUUCAGUAUACGGUGUCUUUACAACUUCCUGAUGCAGCCUUAAGACUGCAGACAGCUGCACAGUCUUUGUUCUGUUUUCAGGCUUUUUCAUGUCUUUUAUAGAUCUUAAUAUUGAUCACUCAAUUUAUAUAUCAUUCAUAGUUUUGCAGUUGUAUCUUCACUGUUCAUUUGCAUGAAUGUACCCACAUAUUGUGUAUCAGUAAAAAUGGUGUUUAUUAUGCAAAAAUAUUUCAAAAAUAUUUUCUAAGCAAUGAGUAUUAAAACACUUUUUAUGUGGCUGUUCCAAUGGCCUCUUCUUUGUGUUUGUUAACCAUGUAAUGUUGAUGUCUAUGUUGUUUCUCACAUAUGUCAGUGUUAAGAUUGACUACCAAGAUUUUCACAAUGUUUACAGGACCCAAAAAAGUGUGAGUAUUACUGUGAAACUGCUUUCUUAAAUGUACAGAGAACAUAUAAUAUUGUUUUUCUACAAUAAAGUUGACAGCUGAA
Molecule: messenger RNA, 2381 nt
Organism: Sinocyclocheilus rhinocerous
Lineage: Eukaryota; Metazoa; Chordata; Actinopteri; Cypriniformes; Cyprinidae
Gene: bin2b
Product: bridging integrator 2b
Exons: 13
Coding region: 175-1758 (527 amino acids)
Biological process (GO): plasma membrane tubulation; podosome assembly; phagocytosis, engulfment
Cellular component (GO): podosome; cytoplasm; plasma membrane
Molecular function (GO): protein binding; phospholipid binding
Source: RefSeq, a predicted model, not a curated record